AAGCAGCCUCUGAGCGAAGGCUAGCUGUUAUGAUGCAGUUCGCUCGGAAGGUGCGAGGUUUACGUUCGCGCCGGAGUUCUCUGCAUUUAAGACCAGCGUUUGUUUUGCACCUCAUCCAGAUACUGGAUAUUUAAACGAAUCUGAUUUGAUUUGUGUCUUUUAUAUAUAUAUAAACAGUAUCUGUCAAAGGUUUCCACGUAAAUAAUGCGUACGUUAUAUUUGGCAACCCGUUUGGAUUGGAUUUUGUACAAACUACCCUGGAACGCAUGAAGAGAUGCUCUUUAUGUUUUUCUUUUAUGGUGCGGUUCGUCAGAAGCGUUGAACAGGAAGAAUUUUACAGAGCUUUGAAGAUUCAGAGAGAUCCCCCUGUAAUAAGGAAACUAGGCUACUGGAUAAUCUUGGACUACACUGUAAGCUUUAAAAUGUGCUCCCGCAAUGACAGCGUCUUGCUUCGUUUUACAUUCCAUGCUGGUAAAUUGAUGCAUUAAAUCGCGGACUUUCUCCGAUGUGGAUUAUCUUUAACAAUUUUCUGGAUGUGAAAUUCUGGAAGACUGUAGUUUUAAAAGAAAGUGAUUUCGAAAAGAAGUAUCAACUGGAGGAAAAAUAGUUCUCACUUAAAAGAAUAAAUUUGAUAUGCCCUUGUUUUUUUCCUGAAACUGUAUAAAUAUAAGGAUCGCGCUGUUAUUUACACGUAACGAACUGUCUAUACUGGGUUUUUCUUUACUGUUCUAGGCGCGUUAGACGCGUUAAUUUAUACUUUAAGAAAUUUCAGUUUCAGCUUGUGGCUAAAAAGCCUUAUCGAUGGCAAGAACAGCCUCCUGCAAAUCGCUGUGUGAAUUCCGUCAGUCUGUGAACGUUUUAAAUUGCUUUAAACAUUGCGCCCCUGAAAACGAUGUAGAAGUUAACUAGAUAAAAGCAAAUUUUGUGUAGAGUAAUUGUAUCAUAUUAGUGAGUCGACCAUCUAUAAUUUGAUAAAACUGAUUUGCAAGGCAGGAUAUGCACUCCGGAGGCAAGAUGCGCCAUUACAUUUGCCGGAUAACUUUAUAGUAACGAGAAUGACUGGCUAAUUUGCGCUGCGACUGUGAUAAGUGUCGAAAUGCUGAUAUUUCUGUUAUAGAGCAUAAAAGAUAGACAAAAAUCAACAAGUAUACCAGCCAAGGAAAUGGAUUUUAUAAAACUUCUAAUACUUUUUCUGUCCUGUACUUUGUCGGAUUCAGUAAUUAAUUUGAAAUAUUCUGUGGACGAAGACCAGAAAGCAGGGACGGUGAUUGCAAACGUUGCGAAGGACGCAAAAGAUGCAGGAUUUCUGGUUGAUCCCCGACAGCCCUCUUUGCGGGUUAUAUCCAAUACUGCGCCACAGUUGGUGGACAUUAACCCCGCCGGACUUCUUAUCAACAAGCAAAAAAUCGACCGAGACGUAUUUUGCCGACAGGUACCUAAAUGUUUUAUCUCGCUAGAGGUCAUGUCCAGCUCUAUGGAAAUAUGUGUAAUUAAAAUUGAAAUUAAGGACCUAAACGACAAUGCACCGGUUUUCUCCAGGGAUGACAUAGACCUGAAUAUCUCAGAGACUGCCUCUCCAGGCACCAGGAUUCCCCUAGAGGGGGCAAGUGAUCCGGACGCAGGAAGCUUUGGUGUCCAGACGUACGAAAUCACCCCUAAAGAUAUGUUUGGGUUGGACAUUAAGACAAGGGGGGAUGGAUCUCGGUUUGCCGAGUUAGUGCUGGAAAAAAAUCUGGACAGAGAAACGCAGUCUCAUUACAGUUACGUGAUAACUGCUUUGGAUGGAGGGGACCCCCCGAAAUUCGACACUGUUUCACUUAAUAUUAAAGUGAUCGACUCGAAUGACAAUAACCCAAUUUUUGACCAAUCUGUGUAUUCAGUUAAGGUGAUGGAGAAUUCCCCUAACAACACUAUAGUUAUUGACCUGAAUGCGACCGAUCCAGAUGAAGGCACGAACGGCGAGGUGGUGUAUUCGUUUAACAGCUACGUGUCCGAUAAAACAAGGGAGUUGUUCAAAAUCGAUCCUUUUACUGGUGUCAUUACAGUCAGUGGGCUUUUGGACUAUGAGUCCGUGAACACGUAUGAGAUUGAUGUCCAAGGCAAGGAUUUAGGUCCAAAUUCUAUCCCUGCUCACUGCAAAGUGAUCGUGAAUGUUAUGGAUGCAAAUGAUAACGUGCCGGUAAUUAAAAUGCUGUCGGCGAACAGCGAGAUAGUGGAAGUGAGCGAAGACGCGCAGCUCGGGUACGUUAUAGCUUUGGUCCGAGUGUCAGACAGAGACUCGGGGGCUAAUGGACGGGUGCAGCUGCGGCUGCAGGGCAGUGUGCCCUUCAGGCUGCAGGAGUAUGAGAGCUUCUCUACUAUACUUGUUGAUGGGAGGCUGGACAGAGAGCAGAGGGACACGUAUAACUUAACGAUCCAAGCGGUGGACGGCGGCGUACCGCCUCUCAAAGCAGCGAAAUCACUGACGGUGAGAGUGACGGAUGAAAACGAUAACCAUCCUCACUUUUCUAAGCCACAUUAUCAAGAAAUGAUCCUAGAAAACAAUACCCCCGGGGCUUACCUGCUCUCCGUGUCCGCCAGUGACCCGGACCUGGGGCUGAACGGCACCGUGUCCUACCACAUCGUGCCGUCUCAGGUGCGGGACAUGCCCGUCUUCACCUAUGUCUCCAUAAAUCCGACUUCUGGCGACAUUUAUGCGCUCAGAUCUUUCAACCACGAACAUACCAGGACUUUCGAAUUCAAAGUUUUAGCCAAAGAUGGUGGAAACCCACCUUUAAGCAGUAAUGCCACUGUGCGCAUCGUGAUCUUAGACGUUAACGACAAUACCCCCGUUAUGACCACCCCACCCCUAAUUAACGGCUCGGCAGAGGUGUCCAUCCCCAGAAAUGCUGGUGUUGGGUACCUGGUGACUCAAGUCAAAGCCGAUGAUUACGACGAAGGGGAAAACGGAAGACUAACUUACUCUAUUUCCGAGGGAGAUCGGGCUUUCUUUGAGAUCGACCAGGUGAAUGGCGAAAUCCGCACGACGAGGACGUUUGGCGAAAACGCUAAGAGCAGCUACGAGAUCACGGUGGUGGCCCAUGACCACGGCAAGACGUCGCUGACGGCCUCCGCCUUCAUUGUGAUAUACCUCUCACCCGACAUGGACCAACAGGAGUCUAUAGGAUACGUCAACCUGUCCCUGAUUUUCAUUAUUGCCUUGGGCUCUAUUGCUGCUAUUCUUUUUGUCACUAUGAUUUUUGUGGCUGUGAAAUGUAAACGGGACAACAAGGAGACUCGAACCUACAAUUGCAGUUUCUUCUACCUGCGCAGGGUGGCAGAGUACUCUUAUGGAAACCAGAAGAAGUCUAACAAGAAGAAGAAGCUCAGCAAGAAUGAUAUUCGGCUGGUGCCCCGUGACGUGGAGGAGGCGGACAAAAUGAACGUGGUGAGUUGCUCUUCACUCACCUCCUCGCUCAACUACUUCGACUACCACCAGCAGAGCCUGCCUCUGGGCUGCAGGCGCUCGGAGAGCACCUUCCUCAACGUGGAGAGCCAGAACGUGCGCAAUGCCGCCGCCAACCAUGGUUAUCACAACACCUUCAGCGGACAGGGCCCACAGCAGCCUGACCUCAUCAUCAACGGCAUACCGCUGCCAGAGACGGAAAAUUAUUCGAUCGACUCCAGCUAUGUAAACAGUAGAGCGCAUCUCAUUAAAAGCACAUCGACAUUCAAGGACAUGGAAGGUAACAGCCUUAAAGACAGCGGUCAUGAAGAAAGUGACCAGACUGACAGCGAGCAUGAUGUGCAAAGAGCUCUCUAUCCAGACACUGCCGCCAAUGAUAUGCUCAACGUAACCGUGCCAUCGAGCGGCUGCCAGGUGCCGGCCUUAGACCUCACAGAUAGCUUCCACUGUCAGGAAGAAUGCCGUAUCCUGGGGCAUUCGGACCGGUGCUGGAUGCCGCGCCUUCCCGCCCGUGUCAAAUCCCCAGAACACAGCAGCAGCGUCAUCACUCUCCCCAUUGAGCCGCCCACUGUGGAUGCUCCCCCUUACAAGGACUGCGCUACCAAAAGGACUUUUGCCACCUUUGGCAAGGAUGGUCCAGAGGAUCAUGAGCGGUGUGAGCCAAAGGGGCGCAGGACAGUGGAGGCGUCAACAUGUAGCCCGAAAGCCAGUGGGAUGGUGAGGGAGGCAGGUAACGGCCAAGAGGUAGCGAGCCCCCUAUCCUCCCCUGUGCAUCUGAAGAGCCCCCUGGCCAAAUUUCCCUCCACCUACAGCACUCUGAAACGGCGUGAUGCUGAACGGAUAACCCAGCAAAGCCUACUGCGGCAGGCAGAGGGGAAGGACAGCGAGCCUGAUGUCCGGGACGUCAAGCAGGGCCUGCAUGACUGUCAAGAGAAGGACUCUCCGGGAAACAGGUGCCUGAAGGAUAUCGUGCUGUAAGAACACAGGCAUUGCUCCAUUACUACCAGUCUUCGUUCGUGUUGUAACAACCGAAAAACAAAGAACGAAACCAUUUACAGCACAACUUAUGUAACAGAAUUUCACAGAGAUGGAUUCUGGUAUUGCAAGAAAAUCCUGCACCUGCAAGAAAAGAUGGAGGUUUUUAUACCUGAUCUAUCUCUCCUCCUGGUACGCUGGAACGAGGGCUUUACUAGUUACUGUGUAACAUGCCAAAUUCCACAGAAUUUGUUCAUUUAUUUAUUGUUCCUUUCGUUCGUGUGGAUAGAAGCUUGAAAUUGUGAAGUAAUUGUUUUAUUUCUGUGCUUUACACAAUAUUACUUUCUGCUGUUUUGCAGUUUGUUGUUCCUGUGUCUGUCAGUUUUAAUGUGACCACAGUCCCUAAUGGGAAACAGAGCGUACAAACUAAACCAGGAAUACACAGUCAGCCACGACAUAAAUGGAAGGUCUUUAUAGUACUUUAUUAUUAUUAUUAUUAUUAUUAUUAUUAUUAUUAUUAUUUUAUUAAUACUUCUUCUACUAUCCAAGGGCAACACUAAACAAAGCUAAGCAUGUAGGAAUACCAUAUCCAUCCAAUAAAAAUUUUAUUUCAAACGGAGAAUAUUAUUUGAAAACUCUGGAACCCAUCUGUGACUGUGAUCACUGGGGCAUGGGACUAUUAACUGUUCUCUGGUCAUGGAGGCUUUCAAAUGUUCGGUUGCGGAGCUAGAAAAUUGAAGGAACGGAUAUGUAUAUAUGGUUUAUAAUGAACAUUUUUCAUACACUUGUGACAAUCCCUUUAACGUUUCCUUUCAAGACAAAAAAACCUAGUUAAUAUCUGUGUUCGACGGGUUCAAAAGUAGAGUUUGUUACACAAAGAAAUAUAUAUAUAAAUCUAUAUAUAACAUAUAUGUAAGCCAGAAUCGUUUUUACUUUAUUUAAAAAUGUUUAACAGAAUUGUUAUUGUGUUUGGUUCUUUUCGGUAAGUUAAACCUUUAAAUCAACAGGUUUUUCAUAAACCUUUAAAUAAUCAUUCCUUUAUUUUUGAAUUAAAUUUUGACUCUUGUUUAAUAUGUUAAUCUUGGCAACUUGCAGUCUGUAUGUUGUUUACUGGUCUGUUCUUGUGCCAUAAAAUUCCUGUCAGCUAUGUGGGCAAAAAAAAAUUAAUAAAAACAAUUAAAAAGAGUUACAAUCUACACCUAUAGUAGUAAUGUCAUAUAAAUGAGUAUUGAGUGAAAAGAAAUCAGAUAUUUAACUAGUAAAGGCUGUGGGACAGUCGGCUUUGCAAGCUGGUUUGGAGACUCCAAACAGAUCUUAAUUUUUUUUUAGAACCCUGAAUUUAAUUAAUUUCAUAUGUGCGGUGUACAGUGCAAUUUGAAAAAUUGCUGCCCCAAAGCACUAAAGUAAAGCAACAAAUCAAUGCAAUUUGAUUUAUGAUCUUGGCCUACAUUUUUCUUAAGUGUCAACAGUUUGAACAAUGAGGAAAAUGUGAUGAUUGUUGGUGAAUUAUACAUGUAACACUAUGGUGAGAAGCUUUAACGUUGUGGCUUUAUAAGAGGACCCGCCCAGACAGCAGAAGUAACAGAUUUUGUGAUAUUUCAUAAUGAAAUUGGUUUGGAUUCGAAGAAAGUCUUAGGAAUCACUUUGUUUUCAUAACUUGUAACAUUUUGGUUCCUUUGCCAUUCAUAAUAAUUAUUAGAAGUAACAAUAACAAUGGUUAUAAAACUUAAGUGAAUGUUCAGGCUUCACCAAUUGCUUCUGGUAACAUGGACGCAAUGUACAAGAUAACUUAUUAUUAAAAUAUUUAGUGUACGACA
Molecule: messenger RNA, 6237 nt
Organism: Brienomyrus brachyistius
Lineage: Eukaryota; Metazoa; Chordata; Actinopteri; Osteoglossiformes; Mormyridae
Product: protocadherin-19-like
Exons: 5
Coding region: 1163-4423 (1086 amino acids)
Biological process (GO): homophilic cell-cell adhesion
Cellular component (GO): plasma membrane
Molecular function (GO): calcium ion binding
Source: RefSeq, a predicted model, not a curated record